UUCCCCUGAGUUUAAAAUCUUAAGAAUCCUACAUUUCCGACAGUACUCGAAGGCAGCACCCACCCAGAGCUGCGUUUGACAUUUCCAGUUUGUCAGAGAAGCUAACGUUCAGCAUGUCAGAAAAGGAGCUGGGGAAAAAGUGGGACCGGUGCUUGGCAGACGGGGCCAUUAAAGUCGGCACCGGGCUGGGGUUGGGAAUCGUGUUGUCUGUUCUGUUCUUCAAACGGCACACUUGGCCGAUUUCCUUCUGCUCGGCAGCGGGACUUGGCAUGGCGUACGGCAACUGUCAGAGCGACCUGAGGUCCUCGUAUCUGCUGCACAGAAACGAAAAGGAGCAGUAGCUGCAAGCCAUCGAGGGACUGUCGUAUUUUUUAUUAUUAUUUUUAUUUUUGUUUAGACCUUUUUGUUUUGCCCGUAGGAGAGUCGCCAUUUGCACUGUUCUACAGCGAAGAGAUCCCUGUUGAACCAUCCAUCCCAGUAUGACUCUGUAAGAUUGUAUGUGCCCGAUCGGGAGAGUCUGUAUAUUUAAUAAAAUAAUCAACAAUAAAAAUAAACAACAUCGACAACAAAA
Messenger RNA from Cyclopterus lumpus (lumpfish), 571 nucleotides. RefSeq names its product mitochondrial contact site and cristae organizing system subunit 10 (gene micos10). Lineage: Eukaryota; Metazoa; Chordata; Actinopteri; Perciformes; Cyclopteridae. The transcript is spliced from 4 exons. Bases 114 to 341 code for a protein of 75 amino acids. Gene Ontology annotation, cellular component: mitochondrion; mitochondrial inner membrane; MICOS complex. The record is from RefSeq and is a predicted model, not a curated record.